This is a messenger RNA of Formica exsecta, 871 nucleotides long. RefSeq names its product histidine triad nucleotide-binding protein 3-like. Gene Ontology annotation, molecular function: catalytic activity. The transcript is spliced from 4 exons. The coding region runs from base 154 to 582 and encodes 142 amino acids. NCBI's taxonomy places the organism in Eukaryota, Metazoa, Arthropoda, Insecta, Hymenoptera, Formicidae. The record is from RefSeq and is a predicted model, not a curated record.
UAGCACAUGCGCAGAAUUUAUUCUCAUCUCGACUAGUCAUCUGUGAACAUGGCGUAGAGGUUGGAAAAGUGUUUUUAAUAAUUUACAUUUGCUUUCAAAAAGUGAAUAGUAUAACACCUUACAUAUAUCAUUAAUUAUUUAGCACAAAUUUCAAUGGCCGAACAAGAGACUAAUUGUAUUUUCUGUAAAAUUAUUAGAAAUGAAGAACCUAGUGAAAAGAUUUACGAGGAUGAUGACAUCACAUGUAUUAAAGAUAUCAACCCAGCAUCAACACAUCAUUAUUUAAUAUUACCAAAUAAACAUGUAUGCAAUGCAAAAACACUUAAACCUGAAGAUUCUGAUCUUUUUGAUAAGAUUGUUGCUACAGUAGACAUUAUCUCAGAAAAAUUGAAUCUUAAUCCUACAUCUACACGAACAGGAUUUCAUUGGCCACCAUUUAAUACAGUUGAUCAUUUACAUCUACAUGUUAUUUCUCCAAUAGAGAAAAUGACUGUUAUAAAAAAGAUGAUGUUUAAACCCAGUUCUUAUUGGUUUGUGAGUACUGACUACGUCAAGUCUCGCUUGGAAAAUAGUAAAUUAUAAAUAUAGAGUAUUAUUAUAGUUUUAUUUGUGUGUUACUCUUCAUCAGCAGCAAUAUGAAAAUUUUAUAAAAUUUAUAAUUGAAGCAUUUUAUGCAACUGCAGGUAUAAAGUAGUUAUUAUAAAGUCUUUGCCAAAAACUAUAGGUUUAUUGUAAAUUAUUUAAAACAAUAUUACGAUUUUAUUUAUAAGAAUAUGGUGAAUGUGUUUUACAAUUUAUUUGAAUUACAAGAUGUACAUAUAUAUAUAUAGAUAUACAGAACGUUUUUAACAAAGAAUUAUAAACAUGUUUA